AACAGUUCCUUUUGUAGUAUUUGAUUUUUUGUUCUUCUGACGAAAAAUUUUCCACAUGAUUUCUCAUCUUUGAAACCAAAACAAACCAAGUUUGAAGCUUUUCUUUUUCAACAUUUAAGCUUGAAAAUGAAGAGAAAAGGGUUAACAUCAACGUAUGAAGACAACCCAGGGGAAGAAGGGGAAGAAAACAUGGAAGCACUUGAUGAUGACGAUGAAGAAGAAAACAGGGAGAAUUUGGACCAAUUUGAAUGUGAUGGGUUUAUAGUGGAUGAUGAAGAGGAGGAAGAAGACGAAAAUGAUCAAGUUUUAAAAAGCAAGAAGACGAAAAAGAAAAAGAGGAAAAUGAGAUCAGUGAAGGAUCCUGUUCUGUAUGAUGAUGAUAGUGAAUUGGUUCAAGAAAACAGAAUUUCAGGCAUUUGUCAAUUUCCAAAAGAAACUGAAAUGUGUAAGCGGCUUAAAAAGGCUGGAAAAUUUACUAAGGUGGUUGAGCAAUCUGGUUCUUCUUCUGAUGAGGGCCUGCUAUUUGAUGAUAUAUUCGGUGAAGAGGAAGCUUCAUUCUGUGGUCAAACCUAUGAGAUGAGUGAUUUUAUUGUGGGUGAGGAAAAAUCUUAUGGAGAGGGAUUAUCUCUAAGGUGGUUGAAGAUGAACAAAAAGAAGAUGGAGCAAGUUGUAACCAUUUGUUCAUCUGCCUUAGACGACAAGGUUCCUAUUACUGAUGAUGCCAAUCAGACCCUAAACCAUCAGAAGCAAGUUCAAGCUUCAAAAAUGAACCUGGAUAAUUCUAGUGAGUUUGAGCCCUUUUUAUUAGCCAACAAGUAUACAACUGAGAGGGAUGAUCUUAUCAGGCAGACUGACAUCCCAGAGAGGAUGCAGAUGAUUGAAGAAAUCGCGGGGCCUCUUCCACUUGAUAAAAGGAGCAUAGAAGAGGAGACUAUUUGGAUACAUAAUCAACUUGUAAUGAAUUCAUAUAUAUUGUUCUGCAAGAAAAGAACUGAAGAAAGAUCUGUAGAGGUAUCUGUUCUACUGAACAAAAUUAAGAAGGAAGAUAUUAUGAGGUUCCUGGAAUUGCAUCAUGUGGAGAAGUUUGAUGUUCCAUUUAUUGCCAUGUAUCGGAAGGAGCAAUGUCUGAGUCUGCUGGAUGAUUUUGAGCAAAAUGAGGUUGAGAAUGAAGAUAAUGAUGAUGUUGGACAAGCAGGGCAAGUGAAGUGGCAUAAGGUACUUUGGAUUAUAAAAGAAUUAGACAAAAUGUGGUUGCUCCUUCAGAAGCAUAAGAGUGUGCUUCAAAUGCACCAAAGGAAAAUUUAUGAUGAGGAAUGUCUGAAGAUUGAUAACAGUGAAAAGUAUACUUUGAAUAAGCAGUUAUUCGAAUCAAUAUCAAAGUCUCUCAAUGAAGCUGAAACGAAGGAAGAGAUUGAUGACGUGGAUGCAAAGUUCUGCUUGCAUUUUCUGUCAGCUGAAGAGAAAAUGGAUGGAAAAUUUAAGAGGCCGAUAAGGAAAUCCCUUUAUAGUAACUGCAUGAUGGCUGGCUUAUGGAAACUAGCCAGCCAGUUUCGGUAUGCCUCUGAGCAGCUCAGUUUGCAGAUUGCUUUAGAGAAAAUGGACAUGGAGUUUCGAGAUUAUCCUGAUGAACCACCUGAGGAGAUAGCAUUAAAUUUUACGUGUGCUAUGUUUGAAACUCCAGAACUAGUGCUUAAAGGUGCUAGGCACAUGGCUGCAUUGGAGUUGAGCUGUGAGCCAUGUAUCAAGAAACACAUCCGCAGCAUAUUUAGAGAAAAAGUUGUAGUUUCAACAAACCCAACUCCUGAAGGAAAUGUGACUAUAGAUUGCUUUCAUCAGCUUUCAAGCAUUAAGUGGCUACGCGACAAACCACUUUCUGAAUUCAAUGAUGCUCAAUGGCUUCUUAUUCAAAAGGCUGAAGAAGAGAAGCUCCUUCAAGUUUCUAUAAAAAUGCCGGAAACUACACUGAAUAAAUUGAUCAUUGGCUUUAGUGAUGUCUACUUAAUCGAAGGAGCUGGAAGAUCUGCUCAGCUUUGGAAAGAACAGUACAAGUUAAUUCUACAUGAUGCUAUCUUCAACUUCAUGCUUCCUGCUAUGGAGAAGGAAGCUCGGAACUUUUUGACUGCCAGAGCAAAACACUGGUUGCUUAUGGAAUGUGGGAAGGAACUAUGGAAGAUGGUUUCUGUUGGUCCUUAUUCAUGCAAUGUAAUUCUUGGGUCAGUGGAAAGUGUUGCACCGAAAGUAAUGGCUUGCUGCUGGGGGCCUGGGAAGCCUGCAACAACAUUUGUGAUGUUAGACUCAUCAGGAGUAUUGUUGGAUACAUUGGAAGCCAGGUCCUUCUCCUUGAGGUCACAAACCGUUGAUGACCAGCAGCGCAAGAAAAAUGAUCGGCAACGUGUCCUUAAGAUCAUGAAAAGUCACCAACCACAUGUCAUUGUUAUUGGUGCAGCAAAUGCAUCUUGUGUUCGACUGAGAGAUGAUGUGAAAGAGAUCAUUUCUAAAUUGGAGGAAAAUCUUAGAGACCUUGGUCAAGCUACAGGUGGGAUUAGUGUUGUUUUUGGUGAUGAAUCCUUGCCUCAGCUUUAUGAACAUUCUGAGAUUUCGUCAGAUCAGCUUCCAGAACAGCCAGGCAUUGUUAAGCGAGCUGUUGCUCUUGGCCGUUACCUCCAAAAUCCAUUGGCUAUGGUUGCCACGCUUUGCGGAGCUAAUAAAGAGAUAGUAUCUUGGAAGCUUAGCUCUUUAGAUAACUUUUUAACACCUGAUGAGAAGUAUGAGAUGAUUGAACAGGUGAUGGUCGAUGUGACAAAUCAGGUAGGUGUUGAUAUAAAUUUUGCGGUGAGACAUGAUUGGUAUUUUCCUUUGCUUCAGUUUGUUUCCGGACUUGGACCACGGAAAGCUUCCAUCUUACAAAGGGAAACUGUUCAAUAUCGAGCAGUUAAUAGUAGAAAGGAGUUGGCUAGUUUUGGACUUAAGACAGAAAAGGUUUUCCAUAAUGCAGCUGGUUUCUUAUGUGUCCGUAGCAGUCGGCUGCCAUGUACUAGCUUUGAUGGUACAAGAAUUCACCCCGAGUCAUAUGAGCUUGCAGAGAGAUUGGCUGAGGCUGUAUGUAAUAAUAUUACAGAGACACCUCUAGAGUAUGUAAAAAAUGAACCACAAGUGUUGAGUACAUUUGGUAUUAGUGAUUUUUCAGAUAAUUAUGAAAAAGAGACCGGUGAAAAUAGAAGAGAGACCUUUUAUCUUAUUAAGAUGGAAUUGCUCCAUGGAUUUCUAGACCCUCGUAAACCUUAUAAAGCACCAUCCCCCGAAGAAGAAUUCAAUAUGAUAUGUGGAAAAAAUGGGACUGCUGUUGCUGAAGGAAGAUUUGUUCAAGCUAUUGUACGCCAUGUUCGACCACAACAAGCUUUUUGUGUGCUUGAUUCAGGCUUGACUGGGAUAAUAAUGAAGGAUGACUUUUUGGAUGAGGAUGAUGAUUGUUCUUUGCAAAACAAGUUGCAUGAGGGGGACCAUGUAUCGUGUAAGAUUAAGCAGAUUGACAAGAGUAAAUGCCAGGCUCUUCUGACUUGCAAAGAAAGUGAAAUGAAGAGGAUCAAAUAUGAAAAUUUUGGUGAAGUUGAUCCUUACUAUCAUGAAGGUGGGAUCAUUCCGUUAAACCAGCAGCACAAAAGCUGUAUUGAGGAGAAGCUCGGAAAAGAGCAUUUCAUGCCACGAACAAUUAGUCAUCCUUGCUUUAGAAACGUGGCAAUGGAUGAAGCAAUGGAGUUUCUAUCAGAUAAGGAUGCCGGUGAAAGUAUAUUUCGUCCAAGUUCAAGAGGCCCAUCUUAUUUGACUCUAACUUUAAAAGUCUUUACUGAACUUUAUGUUAAUAAAGACAUUGCUGAAAGUGGGAAAGAUCACAAGGAUAUCAAAAGCAUGCUCCAUCUUGGGAAAACAUUAAAGAUAGGGGAUAAAACUUUUGUUGAUUUAGAUGAGGUUAUGGAUCGUUAUGUUGCUCCACUGGUGAAGCACUUGAAAGAAAUGCUAGGUUUCCGAAAAUUCAAGAGGGGUUCAAAAGCAGAGGUUGAUGGAAUCUUGACAGCUGAGAAAGCAGAAUACCCUUUGAGGAUAGUUUAUUAUUUCGGAGUUUCUUAUGAGCAUCCAGGAACUUUCAUCCUGUCAUACAUAAGAAGUAAAAACCUACACCAUGAAUAUAUUGGAUUGCUUCCAAAUGGAUUCAGAUUCAGGAAACAAACAUUUGAGAAGAUUGAACAUCUCGUGGGAUAUUUUCAGACGAACAUCAACGCAUUGCAGCACAAGUCACUGGCCCUUGAAAGUCUUCCAAUCAAGAAUUCUCCAGGAGCAUAUACUGGUGAUGGUAGGCAAGGCCAGUUCAAUUAUAGCAAGGUCAGAGAUUUUUCAGGAGGAAGGAACCAUAGAAACAGUGAUGGAGAUGAAGAUGUUGGGAAAAAGCAUCCAAGUGGAAUUCCUAGGCCACGCAAUGCCCCUAGUCGCGUCUCUUCCGAUAUUGCUACAAAAUGCAGUAGUUAUAUUGAUAUUGCCCUCAAUAAUGAAAAUCUGCCUGGUGGAUGGUCCAGCGGCGGAAACUGGGAUAAAAAUGAUGGCAUCAAGAACAGUGAAUGGAGCAAGAAUAGUGAGAGAAAAUGGGGUCAAAGUGGUAAUAAUGCUCCUCAGGAUGAUUCUGGCAGUGACACCAAAAAUGGUGAUAGCGGUGGCAAUGAUGAAGGUUGGCAUGUUAGUGGAAACAACGGUGGUCGAUUUAGGGGUCGUGGUGGGAGACGUGGGCGUGGUCCUGGAGAUGGUGGGCGUCAUAGCAGUAGUUGGGGUGGCAAAAGAGAUGUUCGAAGUAGUGGUGACAGCUUUGAUAGCAAUGGAGCUUGGCAUGCUGGUGGAAAUAAUGCAGGUGAUCGUGGUAGAGGACGUGGACGUGGGUGUAGUAGAAGUCAAAGUUGGGGUGGCAAGGAAGAGAGUGGUAGUGGUGGUAAUGAUGGAGCUUGGAAUUCCAGUAGAAACGAUGCAGGUGGUCGUGGUAGAGGACGUGGACGUGGGUGUAGUAGAAGUCACAGUUGGGGUGGCAAGGAAGAGAGUGGUAGUGGUAGUAAUGAUGGAGCUUGGAAUUCCAGUGGAAACUAUGCAGGUGGAUAUGGCCACAAUGGAGGACGUAGUUAUGGUGGUAGGAACGGCAAUUGGGACGGUGUCAGGAGAGGUCGGAGUGGAAGCGCAAGACGUGGGCGUGGUAAUGAGAGGGAAAGUGAAUUCCGCCCCAAGUCCUUCAACUGGGGUAGCAGCAAUGAGAUUAGGAAGUGGAACCACGAUGCAAAAAUGAACUUCCCUGGUGAUACUAAAGGAAGUUGGGGCCAUGACAAUGUCACUAAUGAUGGAGAUAGGUCUUGUGGUAACGUAUGGAAUAGUAAUGCCAGUAGAGGCGGAAAUAGCUGUUGGGGUCGCCAUGUUCCUGGAAAUCAAGGCCGUUGGAGUUCUGGUGGUGGCAACGGCUGGUAA
Gossypium arboreum is the source of this 5493-nucleotide messenger RNA. RefSeq names its product transcription elongation factor SPT6-like. Gene Ontology annotation, molecular function: nucleosome binding; histone binding; nucleic acid binding. Gene Ontology annotation, biological process: transcription elongation-coupled chromatin remodeling; nucleosome organization; mRNA transcription by RNA polymerase II. The coding region runs from base 127 to 5493 and encodes 1788 amino acids. Gene Ontology annotation, cellular component: transcription elongation factor complex. The record is from RefSeq and is a predicted model, not a curated record. NCBI's taxonomy places the organism in Eukaryota, Viridiplantae, Streptophyta, Magnoliopsida, Malvales, Malvaceae. The transcript is spliced from 17 exons.